Salvelinus sp. IW2-2015 is the source of this 1812-nucleotide messenger RNA. Its product is annotated as eukaryotic translation initiation factor 3 subunit C-like. Gene Ontology annotation, biological process: translational initiation. Gene Ontology annotation, cellular component: eukaryotic translation initiation factor 3 complex. Gene Ontology annotation, molecular function: RNA binding; translation initiation factor binding; translation initiation factor activity. The record is from RefSeq and is a predicted model, not a curated record. Lineage: Eukaryota; Metazoa; Chordata; Actinopteri; Salmoniformes; Salmonidae. Bases 1 to 1812 code for a protein of 603 amino acids. The transcript has 14 exons.
AUGUCACGUUUCUUUGCCACCGGGUCCGACAGCGAGUCCGAGGAUUCCUCGUCGUCUGAUGAGGUCACCCCUAAAGUACCCGGCACUACUUUCACCAAGCAGUCAUUGCUGCUUCGUGACGAUGAGGAAGACACCAAGAGAGUGGUGCGUAGUGCCAAGGACAAGAGGUUCGAGGAGCUAACUAACCUGAUCAAGACGAUCCGCAACGCCAUGAAGAUCCGAGAUAUGUCCAAGUGUCUGGAGGAGUUUGAGCAGCUAUGUCGAGCGUUCCUCAAAAGCAAGACUAUAGUGGACAAGGAAGGGAUGCCUCCUUUCUACAUCCGCCUUCGGUCCGACCUAGAAGACUAUUUAAAUCAGCUUUGGGAGGACAAAGAAGGCAAGAAGAAGAUGAACAAGAACAACGCCAAAGCACUCAGCACCCUGCGGCAGAAGAUCCGCAAGUACAACAGGGACUACGAGACGGAGAUCGCCAGCUACAAGGAGAACCCAAUGGUCUCUGCGGAUGAGGAGGAUGAGAAGGAUGAGGUUGAAUCAGGGGUGUCGUCAGAUAGUGAUGACGAGCCGGGAGACGCCAAGAGCUUCCUGAAGAAGAAACCGGCCGCCGAGGCACUGCCGCCGGACAGCAGCAAGUUCCUGAAGGGAGCAGCGGAUGAGGAGUCUUCCAGCAGUAGUGAUGUGGAUGACGAAGACUGGGACUCAGACACAGCGGAAAGCGGCAGUGGUAGUGAAGACGAAGAGGGCAAUAACGCCAUUGCCAAAAUCUUCCUCAAGAAGUCUGGUAGUGAGGUCGAGCGACACACCAGUGAGAAGAAAAAGGAGGAUAGGAAGAAGAGACACAAGCGGAAGGAGCGUGUGGAGGAAGAGGCAGAGGAAGAGGCCCAAGAGGAGGACGAAGAAGAAUGGGAGAAGGUGAAGGGAGGAGUGCCCCUCGUUAAGAUGUUUGCCAAGGGAACAGAAAUCAACACAACAGUGGUUGUAAAGAAACUCAACGAGAUUCUGCAGGCCCGUGGAAAGAAGGGAACAGACAGAGCUGCCCAGAUCGAGCUUCUCCACGCCCUGGCCAACAUCUCCAAUGAGAACAUUCUGGGCGAGGGCAUCCUGGUCAAGAUCAAGUUUAACAUCAUCGCCUCCCUGUACGACUACAACCCUAACCUGGCCGCCUUCAUGAAGGUUGAUAUGUGGAAGAAGUGUCUAGACUGCAUUGACGAGCUGCUGGACAUCCUCUUUAACAACAACAACAUCUUUAUCGGCGAGAACAUCGCCGAGGACAGCGAGAACCUGGCCGUUACUGACUCACAGCCAUUCAGGGUGCGUGGCUGCAUUCUGACCUUGGUGGAGAGGAUGGACGAGGAGUUCACCAAGAUCAUGCAGAACACUGACCCCCACUCUCAAGAGUACGUGGACAACUUGAAGGACGAGGGGCGUGUGUGCGGCAUCAUCGACCGCCUGCUGGGCUACCUGGAGACCAAGGGCAGCACGGAGGAGGGCUGCCGCAUCUACCUACGCCGCAUCAUGCACACCUACUACAAGUUUGACUACAAGGCUCACCGCCGCGCCCUUGGCCUCCAGGGAGAGACCAAGUCUGAGCAGGAUGCGGAGGAGAGCGAAGGCYAGGACAGUGCCUUCAUCAUGGACCGCCUGUGCAAGUUCAUCUACGCUAAGGACCGCACAGACCGCAUCCGCACAUGUGCCAUCCUGUGCCACAUCUACCACCACGCACUUCACUCGCGCUGGUAUCAAGCCCGUGACCUGAUGCUCAUGAGCCACCUGCAGGAUAAUAUUCAGCACGCUGACCCGCCUGUACAGGUAUGA